UCUCUCUCUCUCUCUCUCUCUCUCUCUCUCUCUCUCUCUUUCAUCUGCAUUAUAUUUUUAUUACUUAUUUUUACCCACCACCACCGCCACCACCACCGCCAACCCUCUCUCUUUUUACUUUUGCUUUUACUUUUUGUCUUGGCCUUCAUCUCUCUAUAUAACUUAUCACGCCCACCCUCCCUCCUUUCCCUGCCUUUCUCUUUUUCUAAUUCUCGCUUUUUAAAAUUGAAAUGCGGUUUUUCACUUCGUGCUUUGGCGAUAACGACGCUUAUAAUUCCAGACACGGUGGUCGCCGUGUUGUUACAAAGGCCAUGAUUGGACUGCCCAGCAACUUUGUCCAUACUGGUCAUUUGGGUAUUGGCGCUGUGCGGAAUGACGGAUACGAAAUGGUUCAAGACGUAAGUGCCUAUACAAAAAAAUGGAAAAAUAAAUACUGUGGGCCUAUUUGGGGGUGUUUUUUUUGUUGUUGAUGUGUUGUUUUGUUUAUUGUCAUUGCCAUUGUCAUUGUUUUUUCCACCCAAAAAAAGUACGAGAUUUUUUCUUUGUAGAGAAAAAAAAAAAAAAGAAACAAUAAAAAAA
Kickxella alabastrina is the source of this 579-nucleotide messenger RNA. RefSeq lists its product as uncharacterized. The transcript is spliced from 2 exons. NCBI's taxonomy places the organism in Eukaryota, Fungi, Kickxellomycota, Kickxellomycetes, Kickxellales, Kickxellaceae. Bases 231 to 470 code for a protein of 79 amino acids. The record is from RefSeq and is a predicted model, not a curated record.